Molecule: messenger RNA, 2274 nt
Organism: Petromyzon marinus (sea lamprey)
Lineage: Eukaryota; Metazoa; Chordata; Hyperoartia; Petromyzontiformes; Petromyzontidae
Source: RefSeq, a predicted model, not a curated record
CCUCGUCUCUCUCUCUUAUCGUUUCUCACCUCGUCACUCUCACCUCGUCUCUCUCGCCUCGUCUCUCUCUCUCAUCUAUCGCUCCCAACGCUCUCCUCUCACCGCUCCCAAGCGAGGUUUGAAUUCGGCAGCGUGCAGCAAAAAGGGACAAGCACCAGGCCUGCCCUAGGCCUUCACUUGGCCUGAACUAGGCCUGGACUAGGCCUGAACUAGGCCUGUGCUAGGCCUGUGCUAGGCCUGAAACUAGGCCUGAACUAGGCCUGCACUAGGCCUGAACUAGGCCUGCACUAGGCCCAGAGGAAGCCUAAGAGCGAAGGCCCGAGGAUCGUCGUGUGCCACAGCAUCCCGGCCACCUCCGCAGCUCCUCGAGCCGCGUUCCGAUAUUCUUCCGGUGGAAACGCUGGUACGCUCGUGCGCCCGUCGCCACCAAAACCAGGCGCCGCCCCCACACCACACCCAACCGCCCUUCUCCGCAACGUGAUCGCCGGAAAUCGCGCGGAGGGAGGAGCUGGGGUGACGCGGUGUGGUUGACGCGACCCUUCGCGGGCGCUCUGCGCGAGGUCACGAAGGAGGAGAUCGUUGCGCCCGUCGUCCUCGUCGCCGGAGGAGCCACAGCGAUGCCGGGCUCUCCGCGGUCCAAGUCUCCGUCGCGCUCGCGGUCGCGCUCGCGCUCGCACUCCUCGUCCAGCUCGGGGAACUGGUCCUACUCUAAGAAGCGCUCGCGCUCGCGUUCCCGCUCCUACUCGCGCUCGCGCUCCCGCUCGCGGUCGCGCAGCAGCCGCUCGCAGUCGCGCUCGCGCUCGCGCUCCCGCAGCCGCUCGCGCUCCUCCUCGUCGUCGUCGUCGUCGCGCGGCGCCUCGCGCUCGCCCGACCGCUCGCGGGAGACCUCGGUGGCCGCGCCGGGAGGAGGAGGAGGAGGCCGGGCCGGGGCGGCCUCGGCGGCACCGGCGGCCGGGGGGGAGGCCGCCGCGAGCGGCGGGGGUUUCGCGGCGCGCGCCGGCGGCGCGUUUGGUGGGGCGGCCGGGCCCGCGGGAGGACCGCGCGCCCGCACCACCUCGGGCUCGUCCAGAGGGAAAUCCGCGUCGCCGAAGAUCGGCGGGCGCCCUCCCGCCCUGGCCGGCCUGGGCGCCGGCGCCCAGGCCGGCCAGGGCGGCGUUGGGGAAACCGGCAGGAAGGGAGACUGCGGCGGAAAAAACAACGGCGGAGGAGGAAACGACAACGAGGAGGAGGAAGAUGAGGACGAGGAUAAGGGAGGCGCACGCAAGAUGGGCGACUCGGACAAGGGGAAUGGAAAAGCAGACACGGGCGGGACGAGCGGCGGUGUGCUCUUCCCGGCGUUCAAGCGCACCACCACGGCCGGACGGGGCGCCUGGCAGGGCCUCACCACGUACAACGACAACAGCCCUCCCCACACGGCCGCCCCCACGGCCCCGACGCUGACGCUCGCCAAGCGCGCCGCCGGCGCCGCCGGGGCCGGCACCGCGGCCGGCCAGAGGAGGCCCAUGCCCCUCACGGGUCCCAUGGGCAAACCCAUCCUGCCCCAGAGGAUCACGCUCAAGAGGAACAUGAUAGGGGGCGCGGCGGCGCAGGGCGGGGGCGGCGGCGCGGCCGCGGCCAAUCAGCAGCAGGCGGGCGCUGCCGGACCGCAGGCCGGAGAGGGCCCCCCCCCGCCUGCGUCCAAGGAGAAGGCUGCCGACGGGCCCCCCGCGCCCGUCGUGCGCAGGGGAUUCACCUCGGUGCCCCCCUCGUGGGCACGGGGACCAAGGGGGGAACCGAGGCGUCGGGGUCUACGGGGGGCGGGGAGGUCGGGGGCGCGGGCGACGUUGGCGGCGGCGGCGGCGGCGGCGCCGGCGGCGGCGACGGCGGCGGCGGUGGGCCCGGUCUCGAUGUGCACGCCCCACGCUACGCGGAGGAGGCGCCCGUCACGGCCUACAAGGACCGAGAGCCGGACAGGGACCGCGACCGCGAGCGCGGCCGGGAACGCGAGCGCAAGAAGAGGCGGGACGCACUCUACAACGACGACGACGAGGAGGAGGAGGAGGAGGAGGGCGAUGAGCCCGGGGGCGUCCACGAAGAGAAGGGGGAGGGCGGCAAGAUGGCUGCCGAGCCGCCCCCCUUGACGUUCAUGAUCACGCGCAACUCGGGCGGAGGGGACUACUACGGCAAGAAGUCGGUGACGGCGUCGUCCACUCCUCCUCCGUCUGUCGCCGGCUCGGCCAAGCGCCUACGCCGCGUCGAGUCUCCCGACCAGCAGCGCUACCCCCACGCGGCCGC